Ochotona curzoniae (black-lipped pika) is the source of this 2267-nucleotide messenger RNA. RefSeq names its product PHD finger protein 7 (gene PHF7). The record is from RefSeq and is a predicted model, not a curated record. The transcript is spliced from 11 exons. Lineage: Eukaryota; Metazoa; Chordata; Mammalia; Lagomorpha; Ochotonidae. Bases 673 to 1800 code for a protein of 375 amino acids. Gene Ontology annotation, cellular component: nucleus.
GACGGUUGGCGUCGCAGCGGUCCCCGGAGGUCGCAGUCCGCGUGCCCCAGGCCACCCCCAUCCCCUCCCCCUUUUAGGCAGCGCAGUCACCGCGCGGGGCGGCCGCCGUGAGGAAGCUACCACGGCUUGUGACCACGAAUAUCUUAAAAGCUCCCGGACAGUGGCAUCCUCAGCCUACAGCUGAGUGGGCCGCCCGGGCACGGAGCGGCCGCCCGAGAGCUACCGUGAGGAAGGAGGGAGCGGCGGAGGCGACCUCCAGCCGGGCCCUGCACCACCCGUCCACCCCUCAACCCCGGCUGGCGUGACAUGAGCCGGGUCGGGCAUCCGCGGGAUGCCCCUUGAGCCCCUUCUCCGGCUGUCAGGUCCGGGGCACACACCGACACGUAUUUUCCAAAUAAAUAUCACUGUGUAUUCUGGCGGUGACGACGGCGGCGGGACCGAAGGCGCAUUUAUUUAUCAUUAUUUCUCAUCAAGCCUUUGUCCAGCCUAUAUCCAACGACACAACUUGGUUGGGAGAUGAAGCGCACCAUCGCCUUGACCCCAUGGAACUUGAUAACCAAAUGUAGAAUUGAAUUGCUGACCAAGCCCCAUUUAUAUUUAUAGCUGGACGAGCCUAUAUUGUCCGCAUAAUCAUAUAGAAGAAUUCAAGAUAGGAGAAGCAGGCAGCAACGAAUGAAGACUCUAAAAGAAAAGAAGAAGGAAUGUCAAAGAUUAAGGAAGUCUGCCAAGACCAAGAGGCUAAUCCAGAAGGCGUCUUCAGGGCCUGUUUGUCGGCUAUGCCUUCGUGAACCUGGGGAUCCUGAGAAGCUAGGGGAAUUUCUUCAGAAAGACAAUCUCAGCGUGCAUUAUUUCUGCCUUAUUCUGUCUAGCAAGCUGCCUCAGAGGGGCCAGUCCAACAGAGGUUUCCACGGAUUCCUGCCUGAAGAUAUCAAGAAAGAGGCCAUCCGGGCUUCUAAGAAGGUCUGCUUUGUGUGCAAGAAGAAGGGAGCAGCCAUCCACUGCCAGAAGGAGCAGUGUGCCAGAAACUUCCACCUGCCUUGUGGCCGAGAAAGGGGGUGCCUUUCGCAGUUUUUUGGAGAAUACAAAUCAUUUUGUGGAAAACAUCGUCCAACACAGAACGUCCAUCAGGAGGACCUGGGGGAGGAGAGCUGUGUGUUGUGUUGUGAAGAUUUAUCCCAGACAAGCGUUGAGAACAUCCAGAGCCCGUGCUGCAGUCAAGCUGUCUACCACCGCAAGUGCAUCCAGAAAUACGCCCACACCUCCGCAAAACAUUUCUUCAAAUGUCCACAGUGUAAUAACCGGGAAGAGUUCCCUCAAGAAAUGCUGAGGAUGGGAAUUCAUAUUCCAGACAGAGAUGCCGCCUGGGAGCUGGAGCCAGGGGCCUUCUCCGAGUUGUAUCAGCGCUAUCAGCAUUGCGAUGCCCCCAUCUGUCUGUACGAAGGAGGCCGAGACAGCUUUGAGGAGGAAGGGCGGUGGCAUCUUCUUCUGUGUGCUACGUGCGGAUCCCACGGGACCCACAGGGGCUGCUCCGCCCUCAGAUCCAACAGCAAGAAAUGGGAGUGUGCAGAAUGUUCAGCUGCUUUAGGCACAGACUGCACACCUGAGAACUCGGGUGACGCCCCCUGCUGCAGCAGCACCUGCCAGCCAGCUGAACCCAUCUACAGAGACAGCCUGGACGAGAGGCCAGGCCCCUCCUGGACUCAGUGGCCAGGGCCUUCCCUGUUAGAAAAGCCGGAGUCAGGUGGCAGGAGGAGGCCCAAGGGUGUUAAAGUCACCAAGAGUGGCAGAAAGUCUAAGUAACAGCUCUGAGUGGCUGUUACCAAGUCUGCUGUGGGGAUGUAACUCUACUUCUGCAUUGGGCCUUGGGGAGGGGCACCGGGGAACUGUGAGCCCAGGGAAGGGGGCAGGUCAUCCAGCCUGGGAAGCAUGAGGAGCAAGAAACAGGUAGAGAUGCCCUGGCGGGCCACGUUUUGGGCCCUAAGCCCUGUCACUCUUCCUUACUCAGACGCCUCUGUCAGAACCUGCCUCCUACUUAACGCACAUUUGUUAUUCUGCAAAUAAAGCUUUUCUCUCCUUUGGUGUCUCCUUACAAACUUACUCUGAAGUUUGUUUAGUGGUCUAAAGAACCUGGAGGGUACAACUCUUACCUUCUGCCCCAUGAAGUGAGGUAGGAUUCUGAGCUAAAACACCAAUGGGCUCCCUGGAUGGUGUGUGUGUGUGUGUGUGUGUGUGUGUAUUCCAUUUGCAGGGGAAGUGGUAUUUCAGAG